AACCCAUUGCCCAUAAUCUCAUUUGCUCCCAAUAAAUUUCCCCAGUUUCCCCUUUCACCCAUAAAGAUCAAGUCUUUAGCUUUCUUGAAAUCUGGGGUUCUCGCUCCUCUAAAAGCCGGAAAUGGGAGUAAAGAUGAUUAGGUGGCGGCCAUGGCCACCGCUAGCUUCGAAGAGAUUCGAGGUGAAGCUAGUUGUGCGGAAGCUUGAGAGCCCCGGGGAAGCAGAUUUGGUGCAGGAGGGCACAGGUGGGUGUGGUGGGGCUUCGGUAGAGAUCAGGUGGAAAGGGCCUCCCCGGAUUGCGCUGAGCUCGUUCGGGAAGACGGUGAAGAGGAACUGCACCAGAGAAGAGCGGUUCAAGAAUGGCCAGGACGGCGCCGUUUUUGUUGAGUGGGAUGAAGAGUUUCAGAGCGAGUGUAGUCUCUCCAGCAGCCGGGACAAUCUGUUUCAUCCAUGGGAGAUCAGCUUCACUGUCUUGUUGAAUAGGUGUCAAGGGACUAGGAAUAAGGCUCCCACUUUUGGAACAACAAGUGUGAACCUUGCCGAAUUCGCUGCCAAGACAGAUGAGAAAGAAUUUGACAUAAAUGUCCCUCUAGUUGUUCUGGGGUGUUCACCCGAGUCCUGCCCUCACCUCUCCAUAUCUCUCAGCCUAUUGGAGCUAGGAUCUCCCCAGGAGCCAAUUGAAAGUUCAUCAACAGACAAGACCGAGCUUUCUGCAUUAAAAUCCGGUCUGCGAAAUGUGAAAAUAUUAUCAGAGUACGUGUCGACGAGGAAAGCCAAGAAAGCAUGCCGAGAAUACCCUUUUGACUCUGAGUCACUGGAUGAGCUUGAGGGCAGCGAGGAGGAUUUUGAGCUUAGGAAAUCAUUUAGUUAUGGCACAUUGGCUGAUGUUAAUCACAUGGGAGUGUCGCUUCAUUCGAACAGAAGGGUUAGUGUGGAGGAGGACGAGGACUUUGUUUACUAUAGCAACCGGAGAUCAGAUGUGGGCCCACAGACGGAUGAUCAACGGGUUAGGUCAGUUCCAGAGGGGGUGACAUAUCAGAGUUCAAAGCGCGGUAGUAUCUUGCCUUGGAGGAAGAGGAAACUGAGCUCUAAGGGAGAGCCAUUACUGAAGAAGGAUUAUGGGGAAGAAGGUGGAGAUGACAUUGACUUUGACCGUCGCCAGCUCAGCUCCGACGAAUCUGUUUCUUUUGAGUGCCACAAGGGUGAGGAAGAAUCCGUCGCAAACCGAUCGUCCGUAUCGGACUUUGGGGAGGACGGUUUUUGUGUGGGCUCUUGGGAGAGGAGAGAAAUAGCGAGCCGAGACGGGAGCAUGAGACUCCAAGCGCAUGUUUUCUUCGCUUCGAUCGACCAGCGGAGCGAGCGGGCCGCCAGAGAGAGCGCGUGCACGGCGCUGGUCGCCGUGGUCGCCGACUGGCUACAGUGCAACCGGGACCUCGCGGGCCCAAUCAAGUCCCAGUUCGACGCCCUGAUUCGGGAGGGGUCGUCCGCGUGGAGGGCCCUCUGCCGGGACGAGACGUGCCGGGAGGCGUUUCCCGACGGGCACUUCGACCUCGACACGGUCCUACGGGCCAAGAUCCGCCCGUUAUCCGUUCUACCCGAGAACUCGUUCGUCGGGUUCUUCCAUCCGGACAAUUACCCGGAUGACGGGAGUUUCGAGUUCUUGCGCGGGGCCAUGUCGUUCGACGACGUCUGGGACGAGAUUAGUCGCGCUGACGUCACUACCAGUCACCACCUUCGGGUGUAUAUCGUCAGCUGGAACGACCAUUUUUUCGUGCUGAAAGUGGAACCGGAAGCUUACUACAUAAUUGACACAUUAGGGGAGAGGCUGUAUGAGGGGUGUAAUGAGGCCUAUGUGCUGAGGUUUGACAAGGACACAAGAAUCUGCAGUGACAAAGAACAAGAAGAAGAGGAAGAGAGUGUUUUGUGUGAAGGGAAAGAGAGUUGCAGAGAUUACAUAAAGAAGUUUCUGGCUGCCAUUCCGAUUCGGGAACUGGAAGCGGACGUGAAGAAGGGUCUGGUGAAGUCGUCGACUCCCCUUCAUCACCGGCUUCAGAUCGAGUUUCACUUCACCUGUAAGUGAUGAUGAUGAUGAUAAAGAGCUAAAGGAGGGCAUAUAUGGCAAUAACAAGUCUGCUGAGUUUCAAAUGUGAAUUUAAAGAAGAGUGGUUAGGAUGAAU
Messenger RNA from Cuscuta campestris, 2177 nucleotides. The record is from the annotation of a GenBank genome assembly. Lineage: Eukaryota; Viridiplantae; Streptophyta; Magnoliopsida; Solanales; Convolvulaceae.